Molecule: messenger RNA, 3141 nt
Organism: Oncorhynchus gorbuscha (pink salmon)
Lineage: Eukaryota; Metazoa; Chordata; Actinopteri; Salmoniformes; Salmonidae
Product: Kv channel-interacting protein 1-like
Exons: 10
Coding region: 576-1253 (225 amino acids)
Biological process (GO): regulation of potassium ion transmembrane transport
Cellular component (GO): voltage-gated potassium channel complex
Molecular function (GO): transmembrane transporter binding; potassium channel regulator activity; calcium ion binding
Source: RefSeq, a predicted model, not a curated record
CUCUGCUGCAGGGAUCUGUCCAGGAGCAGAGCUAGACAGCGGCAAUACACAGUAGUACAGAACCGAACAGAACAGAACCGCACAGACGCAGGGCUCCAGCUAUAAGCAGCCCAGAGAGGACCAGGCAACAGAGAGAGAGAGAUUGAGAGAGAGGUAUAUUAAGAUAGAGAACCCGCUGUCCACAGAGCCCUCAAGAGGAACACCCCAGAGACUGAGGGAGAGAGAGGGGUGAUCAAAAAGACAGAAACACAGAGGGGAGGUGAGAGGAGAGGACACAGGAGAGAGGAGAGGACACGGGAGAGAGGAGAGGACACAGGAGAGAGGAGAAAACACAGGAGAGAGAAGUGGACACGGCAUCUCCACGGACACAGAGAACUUUCUGCAGCGCACGAAUCUCUCUACGAUGUUUUCCCCAUGAGGAUUCUCUAAAUGGGACUUUGAAAUCUCUACUCUAAGGGCCUCAUCAAGAAGAUGUGUUUUCACACUGGAUAAUUUUAAAGGGAGUGGGUGAGGAGGACAGUGGCAGAUCAGCUCCAGUGAGGCUCUAGUGGCCACGUCGGCCAGUCUCUGUCAGGAUGGCUGGCUGUACCUGCCGCUGCAGACAGGGGGUGCUGAAGUUCAUUCAGUCUCUACGCAGACUUGUCUCUGGGACGCUUACCAAAGACAAGAUUGAUGAUGAGUUGGAGAUGACCAUGGUGUGUCACAGGCCAGAGGGUCUGGAGCAGUUGGAGGCCCAGACCAACUUCACCAAGAGAGAGCUACAGAUCCUCUACCGAGGCUUCAAGAAUGAGUGCCCGAGUGGAGUGGUGAAUGAAGAAACAUUUAAACACAUCUACGCCCAGUUCUUCCCCCACGGAGAUGCCAGCACUUACGCUCAUUACCUCUUCAAUGCGUUCGACACGACAAGCAAUGGAUCCAUCAAGUUUGAAGAGUUUGUAAUGGGACUGUCUACACUGCUGCGGGGCACUCUGAGAGACAAGCUGGAGUGGACUUUUCAUCUGUAUGACAUCAACAACGAUGGCUACAUUAACCGAGAGGAGAUGACUGAGAUUGUGAGGGCCAUUUACGACAUGAUGGGGAAAUAUACCUACCCUGCACUCAAGGGAGAUGUCCCGAAGCAGCAUGUGGAUGCUUUCUUCCAGAAAAUGGAUAAAAACAAAAAUGGAGUUGUGACUUUAGAGGAAUUCAUUGUCGCAUGCCAGGAGGAUGAAAUGAUGAUGAGAUCCAUGCAGCUCUUCGAAAAUGUGAUGUAAAAAGGGCGCCGGGCGGAAGGAAGGAGAGAGAGAGUGUUGAAAACAAAUCGAGAGAGAAUUCUGCGUGUGUGUGCUUCAGUCCGUGCGCUCCUGUGCGUACGUCCGAGCACGCGUUUUGUUUAUCUGUGUGUGUCAGAGUGGAUGAAUGUGUAUGUAUGUCUCUCUCUCAUCCUCUCAUCUAACUUGUCAGCGUCCAUGUGUUUGCCAAAUAAUGUCUCUGCCUGGCUCCAUGCUGUUCUAUGGAUCAGAUGAAACCAGAACCGCCCAAAUGACCAGAUGAGAGCAACAAGCUCUCACAGUCUCACUGCAGAAUUAGACAUUCAUCCACGUUCUCAAAACAUCAAAUUUCUAAUUAUUUGUGUUGCUCAUGCUCCUCUGUAUCGUUCCAUUUCUCCAAACAUCAAAUUUAGAAGUUACGGGUUAAGUUUAGGCACUCAUUCUGAAUGGUUAAGGUAAGGGUUAAGGUUUGGGAUAGGGUUCAAAUUAAAAAUGUAAAACCUAUAUCCACGACUGUGAUCAAACACACAACCUUCUGAUCCAGAGUCACGGGAUUUACCCAAGCCUACUUGAUGGUAAAAGCGCUCCCUGUUGCCCCUAGCGGCCAGUUUUGAAGGCAUUUCCUAACGUCCUCAAGUCAAAAUUCCACGUCAAUCUUGAACGACCUGGCUGCUGAGAGACCCCUGGACUUGAUUGUCAUAUUGCUGAGCCCGGGAGCAUGCAGGUGAAUUAUCUGGAUAAUGCUUCCUGCCUUUUUAUGUGACAUGAAGGUUUGUAAAUCAGAUGAUCAUACAACACAGACUGAAGUGUGAAACAGCUGAGAAAUCUCAAACCUAUACGCUGCUCCCCGCUUAAUAUGUGGAAACCCUACCUCCGGAAACUACACUGGGCUACUUUGGGUUCUUUUGACUUUGUUCUUUUUGCCAAAAUAGAUGCAUGCUUGACCCAGAGGGAUCCCUCCCAUAGAAAUAGAAUCGUGAUUCUACUCUAUGCGCCCGACCAUCCAUGUGCUUGACCGGGACAUGGACCUUUAAUAACCUCUUGACCUCUGUAUUUAACUCAUGCGUCCAGUGAAUGAUUUAUGGACCAAUAUGAUCUACUUAUCUACUUGUUUAUUAACGUGUUUAUGCUGUAAAAUAUGAGGUUGUCCGAAUGUAUAAUUUGUUGGUUUUACGUGUCAUAUGUCGUGUCCGUUUUACUAUUGUCGUGGUGACCUCCGUACCUCUGUGUUGGCUUUGCUGUCGCUCUCCCGUCUAUUCCUGUAGUUGUCUGUCUGUCCCUGACAGAUGCCUGUUAUAAUGUGUGCUUACAAAUACACCCAAUAGACUUGGUUUAUGACUAUGAUGAUACAUAAUCUUGUAUGUUGGCUGGAUCUAACUAAUGAUGGGAAAUGACCAUCUGCGUAAUGCAAUGUGAAUGGUGUGACUUAUCUGUUGAAGUGUGCAUUUACAGUAUAUAUGUGUCUAAACCCAUUGAGGAAAACAGAAAUGUGAACUAAGUAUUAUUAUGGAGUGAGGGAAUGUGUCAGUAAAACUAAGGUAUGGAAAGACACUGAGACACUAGUUAGCUAUAAAAAAAUAUAUACAAAAUUAUCAGACCAACGCCACCACUCUCAUGUCGAACAAUUAUUAUUUUUCUUCAAGGAAUUACUCAUUUGUGUUGACUUUGUCGGUUCCUCCUCAGUGUGUAAGAUGGUAAAUAUAUUGAAUUAGUUUAGCUCCGGGUUUCAAAAGGGCAAAACAAUAUGAAUACAAAAUGUAAGCAACAGGUGCACCUCAUACAAAACUCUAUCUCAGACUGGGACCGAUGGAAAGAUUUAGAUUGGAGAGAGUUUCAGCUUUCAUGUUAUGUUGUACAGUGCAAAUGCUAUCAAUAAAAUGUUUUAGAGAAU